AUGACAUGGUGGAAUUGUUGGAAUCAGCAUAUGCAGAAGCUGAGCAUACUAAUUAAGCAUGAUUCUGUGAAUCAAUCUCUCACUGGGAACCAGACCCUUGUCUCUCCUGCAGAAAAUUUUGAAUUGGGUUUCUUUAAACCAGGUCAGUCUCCCAACUAUUACAUAGGAAUUUGGUACAUGAAAGUCAAAACAAGAACCAUAGUCUGGGUAGCAAAUAGAGAGACACCCAUCUCCGAUGCAUUCUCUUCUAAAUUACAAAUUCUCAAUGGUAACUUAGUGCUCUUAAACGAGUCAAACACCCAAAUUUGGUCUACAAAUAUAACCCCUACACCUACACCCACACCCACACCUUCUGCAUUAUCAGUAGUUCUUCUUGAUGAUGGUAAUUUAGUUUUGAGAUAUAAUUCAAGUUCAAGUUCAAGUUCAAUCACACCAAUUUGGCAAAGUUUCGAUCAUCCAACCAAUACUUUCUUGCCUGGUGGCAAGUUGGGAUACAACAAGCGUACAAACACAAAGCAGAUUAUCACUUCAUGGAAAAGUACAGAAGAUCCUUCAAUGGGUCCCUUUUCUUUAGAGGUUGACCAAGAUGAGAAACAGUAUGUGAUUAAAUGGAAUAAAAGUGAACAGUAUUGGGCUAGUGGAUCUUGGAAUGGUAGAAUCUUUAGCUCUGUACCCUAA
Messenger RNA from Lactuca saligna, 678 nucleotides. The record is from the annotation of a GenBank genome assembly. Lineage: Eukaryota; Viridiplantae; Streptophyta; Magnoliopsida; Asterales; Asteraceae.